Acanthisitta chloris (rifleman) is the source of this 486-nucleotide messenger RNA. It is a transcript of the gene FZD2, whose product is annotated as frizzled class receptor 2. The transcript has a single exon. The annotation marks the transcript as partial. Gene Ontology annotation, biological process: non-canonical Wnt signaling pathway; canonical Wnt signaling pathway. NCBI's taxonomy places the organism in Eukaryota, Metazoa, Chordata, Aves, Passeriformes, Acanthisittidae. The record is from RefSeq and is a predicted model, not a curated record. Gene Ontology annotation, cellular component: plasma membrane. Gene Ontology annotation, molecular function: Wnt receptor activity; Wnt-protein binding.
AACGUGGACGCCCUGCGGGGCUUUGUGUUGGCCCCCUUGUUCGUCUACCUGUUCAUUGGCACCUCUUUCCUACUGGCUGGCUUUGUGUCCCUCUUCAGGAUCCGGACCAUCAUGAAGCACGAUGGCACCAAGACAGAAAAGCUGGAGAAGCUCAUGGUGAGGAUAGGCAUCUUCAGCGUCCUCUACACGGUGCCGGCCACCAUCGUCAUUGCCUGCUAUUUUUACGAGCAAGCUUUUAGGGAACAGUGGGAGAGGAGCUGGGUCACGCAGAGCUGUAAGAGCUAUGCCAUUCCGUGCCCCAACAACCACAGCAGCCACCACCCGCCCAUGAGCCCUGACUUCACUGUCUUCAUGAUCAAGUAUCUCAUGACCUUAAUCGUGGGCAUCACCUCGGGCUUCUGGAUCUGGUCCGGGAAAACCCUGAACUCCUGGAGGAAGUUUUACACCAGGCUCACCAACAGCAAGCAGGGCGAGACCACCGUCUGA